AUGCGCUUUGGAGCGCCACUUGUCAUGGCGGCUGUGAAGUGAAGUGCGCGUGCACGUUCCGUGUAACGGGACCGACACCGGGAUAAAAAGCUGGAUUUUUUUUUUCUAUAAACUUUUUGCGAGUAACUGUUUCAAUAAAACAUGGACAGCGACGACGACAACGUGGAGGAGGUUGUAGAAGGCCCACUAGAUGAUGACGAGCUCCCUCACGGCUUCUGUACCGUCACCUACUCCUCCAGCGACCGCUUCGAAGGCCAUUUUGUCCACGGAGAAAAAAAUGGAAAGGGCAAGUUCUUCUUUUUCGACGGCAGCACUCUAGAGGGCUUCUAUGUGGACGAUGCACUUCAGGGCCAGGGUGUGUACACUUACGAGGACGGUGGCGUGCUGCACGGCACCUAUGCGGAUGGAGAGCUCAACGGUCCCGCUCAGGAGUUUGACCCCGAGGGACGUCUCAUCUUCAAGGGCCAGUACAGGGACAACAUCCGCUGUGGCAUCUGCUGGAUUUACUACCCGGACCGAGGCUGUGUGGUGGGCGAGGUCAACGAGGACGGGGAGAUGACGGGCAAAGCGGUGGCGUACGUUUACCCCGACGGACACAUGGCUCUGCGCGGGACCUUUGUGGAUGGAGAGCUUAUCGAGGCCCAGCUGGCUACGCUGACGGAUCAGGAGAACGGCAGACCUCACUUCACCAUACAGCCCGACAGUCCUGUUUACCACUAUGACAAAUCCACUUCCUCCUGUAUCGCUGUUCACAAAUUACUGGCCGACCCGUACGAGAGCCAACGUGUGUAUGUGGGGCAGUCGCUCAUCUCCGGAGCAGGAGAAGGCCUGUUCACCAAAGUCGACGCGGAUGCCGAUACAGUCAUGGCCUUUUACAAUGGAGUGCGCAUCACACACGUGGAGGUGGAUGCCCGUGACUGGUCCCUAAAUGGAAACACCAUCUCACUAGAUGAGGACACGGUGAUUGAUGUUCCUGAACCCUUUAAUCAUACAGAGAAUUACUGUGCAUCGCUUGGACACAAAGCCAAUCACUCAUUUACCCCCAACUGCAAAUACGACCCGUUUGUCCAUCCUCGCUUCGGGCCAAUAAAAUGCAUCCGAACAAUCCGAGCGGUUCAGAAAGACGAGGAACUCACAGUUGCCUACGGUUACGACCAUGAGCCUUCUGGGAAAACAGGUCCGGAGGCUCCUGACUGGUACAAACAGGAGCUACACGAGUUUCAGGAAAGAGAAGCUGAAAGAAGAGCCAAGGACUCUUGUUAACCCCACUCCUUUCUAAAAUAAAAGAAUAGUAAAAAUUUUGCAUAAUGCCAAGCAACACCUAAAUCAGCCUCUUUUAUUGUCUUGCUGUUAGUUAACGAGUGUGUAUUUAAUACUUUUGUCAGUAUCCUGUUAACCUGCUCUCUACUCUACAUCGUUCUCUUUGGAUUGAAGGCAAAGCUCUUGGCUUCUGCAGACUCUUGACUUAAAUUAUGAAGGUGCUACGAUAUGUACAGAUCACAACAGCUGUAUAGAGUGACUAAAGCACAGCAUGAUGGUGAAUUAGCUCUGUCACUCGUCAUGAAGUGAGAACUAUGCACUACAGAACACAGCAGGUGUUCAUUGCUGCUACGCUAGCCUUUACAAGCACCGGCAAUGCAGUCCAUCAGUAUGUAAUAAAACUCCCAUAUCUAUCGCUAAAUGACUUUCUUGCAGUGCGUUGUCUCUUCAGUCUAGCUAUGAUGAGUUAACCUUGAUUGUAGUUGUGUUUCCAAGAACAGUAUUAGAACUGCUCAUGUACUGUAAAGGUUUCAUUUUUGCCCUUUGUUUUAAACCUUUAAGGAGAAAAGUAUAAAAGUGCGAUUAUGUUUGUGUGUGUGAGAGUGAAAGAGAGACUGGAAUGAGUAGCAGAUCACAAAAGAAGAAAUGAAUUCAGGUCUUUGAUACAGUAUGCAGUAUCUCUAAUCCAGGAUUUAUCAAUAAAACAUUAAAACAUGA
Molecule: messenger RNA, 1977 nt
Organism: Clarias gariepinus (North African catfish)
Lineage: Eukaryota; Metazoa; Chordata; Actinopteri; Siluriformes; Clariidae
Gene: setd7
Product: SET domain containing 7, histone lysine methyltransferase
Exons: 8
Coding region: 142-1263 (373 amino acids)
Biological process (GO): regulation of DNA-templated transcription
Cellular component (GO): chromosome
Molecular function (GO): histone H3K4 monomethyltransferase activity; protein binding
Source: RefSeq, a predicted model, not a curated record